AUGGUGCUCUCGAUUUGCCGGUUAAAAUACUACCCAGGAGCAAGUGGUCUCAAACAGUUUGUUGUUUGUGGCCGUGGUACCCUAUUCAGUCGGCUCGAGAGUUUUUCUAGUUGGCAUGGGGACUAUGAAGAAAGUGAUUUCAUUAGCGAGACACCUACAAAGUCCGCGCACAAGGAAGGCCAAAGCAAACGAAAGAUCCUAGAACGAAAAUUGCUGAAAUCUCCGUUUCAGAGUUCACUGCUUACAUGGGAAGGAAAAACCCAGCUGGUGAAAUUAGCGAAAGAAUACAAAGAUAAUCAGCUUGAUUUUUCGGUUCUGGCUUCCCAAUUUCCAUCGUCGGAUGGAAGUAUCCCAAAACUGUUGGGAAAUUGGCAACCACAUCGCGCCCACUCUCAAAGUAAAACUCUGUUUUACAACAACAAAGUUAUGGAACGAUGGGAUGUGCUUCUGAGUUUCAUAUAUCAGUUUCUCAAAGAGUCCGUGGUGGAUGGUGCGAUAGUUAGAAAAAUGACGAAUUCUUUAUCAACAGACUUGAUGUGGAUUCUGACCGAAGCCAAACUACACCUGCUUGCGUUGGCUGUCGACUUCGGUGAUGCGCCUCAAAUGAAAAAUAAAGCCAUAAUUGUGCAGUUUUCCGCACAACACGAUAUGAUUCACCGUUACAUCGAUCGCUUCAAAAAUCUAUGCGAAAUUCGAGAAGAACCGUUUGAUUCUCCUCUCACAGAUCCGGCAACCGCUGUGCGUUUUUAUCACUAUAUGCAUAAGUGUGCAACUAUCCUUCACAGGAAACCCAAAACGCCCCUUAAAUUACCGAAUCGUGUGGGAUUAUCAUUUCAUAAAUCCUUCCGAGUUGCCAAANUGCCAAAUCCUCUGAAUAAUGAGAGCGAUGAGGGCGAAUCGGUAUGUUGCUUACACAGUUAUAAUUUUCUCUAA
Messenger RNA from Echinostoma caproni, 933 nucleotides. NCBI's taxonomy places the organism in Eukaryota, Metazoa, Platyhelminthes, Trematoda, Plagiorchiida, Echinostomatidae. The record is from the annotation of a GenBank genome assembly.